Molecule: messenger RNA, 1471 nt
Organism: Drosophila ananassae
Lineage: Eukaryota; Metazoa; Arthropoda; Insecta; Diptera; Drosophilidae
Gene: ro
Product: homeobox protein rough
Exons: 3
Coding region: 310-1314 (334 amino acids)
Biological process (GO): regulation of DNA-templated transcription
Molecular function (GO): DNA binding; DNA-binding transcription factor activity, RNA polymerase II-specific
Source: RefSeq, a predicted model, not a curated record
GCAAACCACCCCUCGCCACACACUCUGCUGCCAAUCCACCAAUCAGGAGAGAAAGGCUCCAAGGUGCAGGUGAGGCGGAAGGAGGUUUUUUCUGCUAUUAUUAAGCAGUUUUUUAGGGGCCCGUUCGCUGCUGUUAAUUUGUGAUGGGCCGCGUAAUUUGCUUUGUUUUUUUUCCUGUCCUCUGCCGGCGUCGGCGACAGGAUAAGCGUCGCUUGACCAUCGGAAGUAUCUGUCACUUCAGUCGCUUGCCGAUUACCAAGGAGAUUAGUGUAGUUAGCUCCGUGGCUCCGAACUCGACUGCCCUUCGAAAUGCAAAGCCAAAAAGUGGCACUACUGGGCUCCCCGGAUGAGCCCAUUACAAGAAGCCAAAGCACGGCUUCCAAUUCCGAUACCACGAAUAUUACGGUUCCGCAACGUCCGUCCUCGCCGCGACAGUUUUUCGAAAGGCUCUACGGGCAUUUAGAGACGCGCAGCUCCGAAAGUGGAGGAGACAUAGAUGUCGGCACCCAUGCCCAGGGCCACACCCACAGCCACGGCCACAAGCCGCCACCUUGCGACACGCCUUACCACAGCGACGGCGGGAGCGUGUCCUCGCCGGACAUUUCCAUCAGCGACGAACGCGGAACGCUUCCGGGCUUUUCCGCCUACGAUUUCUACAGCCAGUCCAAGGAUUAUUCGCAGCAUUCGCAGAAGCUGAGCUACGUGAGCCCGCCGCCAAUGAUUAAUCAAGGAGUACCCAAUCCCGUCCUGCAGCAUGGAUUUCCUCCUGGUUUUCCAGGUGACCCGCACUUUAGCGCCGGAUUCUCAGCAUUCUUGGCUCGAAGACGUCGUAAGGAAGGACGACAACGCCGUCAGAGGACCACCUUCAGUACGGAGCAGACCCUGCGGCUGGAGGUGGAGUUCCACAGGAAUGAAUACAUCUCGAGGAGCCGUCGCUUCGAGCUGGCCGAGACCCUGCGGCUGACAGAGACGCAAAUCAAGAUCUGGUUCCAGAACCGCCGGGCGAAGGACAAGCGUAUAGAAAAGGCUCAAAUCGAUCAGCACUACAGAAACUUUGUCGUGGCCAAUGGUUUUAUGAGCUCUAUAAUGGGUCAGACGAGUUACGCGCCUCCUGCCACACCGACCAUGCCUCCCGGAGGCGUUGCAGUCGGCGUCGGCUUGGGGUACUAUGCGACGCCAGCAGUGACGCCGACGUCGCUGCCGAAGGAUAGCACGCAGGAUAACAGCGACCACUACAAGCAACAAAGCCAACAACAACCACAACAACAACGGCAACGAAGCAGAGAAACGCCAACGCUUAUUAACACAUGCUAGCAUUAUUAAAAGAUAACUAUUAUUAGUUUUAAUUGAGCUUUAAACCGUUUAGAUUUAUGUAGCACCUUACUGAAUAAACAUAACUGAUGAAAUCGGAGAUGCGUAAAUAUCUCCUCGGAAAACCAACUUAUUACUCACGAGUAUGUGUGUUAAAUGA